This is a messenger RNA of Arachis ipaensis, 804 nucleotides long. RefSeq lists its product as uncharacterized. The record is from RefSeq and is a predicted model, not a curated record. NCBI's taxonomy places the organism in Eukaryota, Viridiplantae, Streptophyta, Magnoliopsida, Fabales, Fabaceae.
AUGUCACUCUAUGCAAAGUUUCUUAAAGAACUUAUCACCAAGAAGAGAAGCUGGCAUGAGAAAGAGACUGUGAUCCUAACCCAAGAAUGCAGUGCAAUUAUUCAAAAGGGGUUUCCACCAAAACUCAAAGAUCUAGGAAGCUUCCUUAUACCAUGCACUAUUGGGAACAUGACAAUUGAUAAAGCACUAUGUCACUUAGGAGCAAGUAUUAAUAUAUUGCCUCUUGCCAUGUUGAAGAAAUUGAUGAUAGAGGAGGUUAAGCCUACAAGAAUAUCAGUACAACUUGCUAACAGAUCUCUCAAGAUACUUAAUAGAGUAGUGGAGAAUCUAUUAGUGAAAGUUAGAGAGUUCAUUUUUCUAGCGGACUUUGUGGGCCUAGACAUGGAUGAGGAAGGAAGUAACUCAAUCAUUCUUGGAAGACCUUUCUUGGCCACAGCAAGGGCGAUUAUUGAUGUUGAAAAGGGUGAAAUGGUUCUUAGGGUGCAUGAUGAGCAAAUGGUUCUCAAUAUUUUCAAGGCAAUGCAAUACCCUUCUAAGAAAGAAAACUGUAUGAGGAUUGAUAUGGUGGAUACUUUAGUUGAAGAAGCACUUGAAGCAAGCCAAUAUGAAGAACAUGAAGGAGAAACUCAAGACAUUCAAGUGGAAGAUUUAGAGGAGACACAAGCAUUUGAAAAUUUAAGUGAAGUUAAGGAAGAAGGGGCACCAAAGCAAGAAUUGAAGCCUCUGCCUCCAAAACUAAAAUAUGCCUUCCUUGGUGAUAAAGAGACCUUCCCAGUGAUCAUUAACUCCACCUUAAGCCCAUAA